GAAAUUCAGCCAGAACCUGGUUGCCCAGCUUUGGUACUUUGUGAAGUGCGUUUACUUCGGGUUGUCUGCUUACCAGAUCCGUUGCGGCUACCCAACGCGAGUCCUGGGGAACUUCCUCACCAAGAGCUACAAUUACGUCAACCUCUUCUUAUUCCAAGGGUUUCGCCUCGUGCCCUUUUUGACUGAGCUGAGGGCAGUGAUGGACUGGGUGUGGACAGACACGACCUUGAGCCUGUCCAGCUGGAUCUGUGUGGAGGACAUCUACGCCCACAUAUUCAUCCUGAAGUGUUGGCGGGAGUCGGAGAAGAGAUACCCUCAGCCGCGGGGCCAGAAGAAGAAGAAAGUGGUGAAGUACGGCAUGGGAGGGAUGAUCAUUGUCCUGCUCAUCUGCAUCGUCUGGUUUCCUCUUCUCUUCAUGUCUUUGAUCAAAUCUGUGGCUGGGGUCAUCAACCAGCCCCUGGACGUCUCCGUCACCAUUACCCUGGGAGGGUAUCAGCCUAUUUUCACAAUGAGUGCCCAACAAAGCCAGUUGAAAGUUAUGGACCAGCAGAACUUUAAUAAAUUUAUACAAGCUUUUUCUAGGGACACCGGUGCUAUGCAAUUUCUGGAAAAUUAUGAAAAAGAAGACAUAACAGUAGCAGAACUGGAAGGAAACUCAAAUUCUUUGUGGACCAUCAGCCCACCCAGUAAGCAGAAAAUGAUACACGAACUCCUGGACCCCAAUAGUAGCUUCUCUGUUGUUUUUUCAUGGAGUAUUCAGAGAAACUUAAGUCUGGGUGCAAAAUCGGAAAUAGCAACAGAUAAGCUUUCUUUUCCUCUUAAAAAUAUUACUCGAAAGAAUAUCGCUAAAAUGAUUGCAGGCAACAGCACAGAAGGUUCAAAAACACCAGUGACCAUAGAAAAGAUUUAUCCAUAUUAUGUGAAAGCACCUAGUGAUUCUAACUCAAAACCUAUAAAGCAACUUUUAUCUGAAAAUAAUUUCAUGGAUAUUACCAUCAUUUUGUCCAGAGACAAUACAACUAAAUAUAACAGUGAGUGGUGGGUUCUCAACCUGACUGGAAACAGAAUAUACAAUCCGAACUCUCAGGCCCUGGAACUGGUGGUCUUCAAUGACAAAGUCAGUCCCCCAAGUCUGGGGUUCCUGGCUGGCUAUGGUAUUAUGGGAUUAUAUGCUUCCGUUGUGCUUGUGAUUGGGAAAUUUGUCCGAGAAUUCUUCAGUGGGAUUUCUCACUCCAUCAUGUUUGAAGAGCUUCCAAAUGUGGAUCGAAUUUUGAAGUUGUGCACAGAUAUUUUUUUAGUUCGAGAGACAGGAGAACUGGAACUAGAAGAAGAUCUCUAUGCCAAAUUAAUAUUCCUGUAUCGCUCACCAGAGACAAUGAUCAAAUGGACUAGAGAGAAAACAAAUUGAAACCUUAGAACAC
This is a messenger RNA of Rhinopithecus roxellana (golden snub-nosed monkey), 1421 nucleotides long. Its product is annotated as piezo-type mechanosensitive ion channel component 2-like. Gene Ontology annotation, cellular component: plasma membrane. Gene Ontology annotation, molecular function: mechanosensitive monoatomic ion channel activity; monoatomic cation channel activity. The record is from RefSeq and is a predicted model, not a curated record. The transcript is spliced from 9 exons. NCBI's taxonomy places the organism in Eukaryota, Metazoa, Chordata, Mammalia, Primates, Cercopithecidae. The annotation marks the transcript as partial. Gene Ontology annotation, biological process: regulation of membrane potential; detection of mechanical stimulus; cellular response to mechanical stimulus.